This is a messenger RNA of Lachnellula hyalina, 4500 nucleotides long. RefSeq lists its product as uncharacterized. The annotation marks the transcript as partial. Lineage: Eukaryota; Fungi; Ascomycota; Leotiomycetes; Helotiales; Lachnaceae. Gene Ontology annotation, molecular function: lipid binding. The record is from RefSeq and is a predicted model, not a curated record. The transcript is spliced from 5 exons.
AUCAUGUCUGGGAAUGGGUUCGCCCCCGAGUUGAAAGUUCAAGGUGUUGAGGAAUCUGCCCGAGACCCAAAUUCCUCCACUACCGCCAAUGAUGCACAGCGCAAAAUCGUUCAGGAAAGCCAGAAGGCUGGUGUUGCAGCUUUUACCUUUGACCCAGAUGCGACUCCUGAGCAAAAAGCGGCCCAGGCGAGAGCUCGUGUGCCAGAGGGCUUCCACCAUGAACACAAAUCCAAGGGUAUUGCCAUUCCCACAGAUAUAGAUGAUGGCAAACCUGGGGCGUACAAUCUCCCUUCACCCUCGACUGCAGGAGCCAUGGCAGCACCCAAAGCGGCGUCGAAAGACAGCGCGGGAAAGCCUACAGCAAAUGGACAAAUUGAUGCAGACGACGAGGAUAGAUGGAUUGAGAGGACUGGAUGGGCACCCAGGUUUGGCUCCGGCCCGGAGUCAAUAGAGGGUGAGAGUUUAGCAGACCACCAAACAUGGGUAGAAGGCAAACUUGAAGACAAGUUCUUUGGAGACUGGUAUCAUAACACGGCGGUCAUUAUAUUCGCAUGUCUAGCCUCGUGGCUUGUGGCAACAUUAGGAGGUGGCCUUGCCUGGCUAUUCCUCAUUAUGGCAACCUGUGGCACAUAUUAUCGAACCUCGAUCCGUCGAGUAAGACGAAACUUUCGAGACGACGUCAACCGGGAACUUUCCAAACACAAGCUAGAGACGGAUACAGAGAGUUUGGAAUGGAUCAAUAGUUUCAUGCUCAAGUUUUGGCCCAUUUUCCAGCCAGUCCUUGCUGAAACUAUCAUCAACUCAGUCGACCAAGUCCUUAGUACGUCUACACCGGCUUUCUUGGAUAGUCUUCGCAUGAAGACCUUUACCCUUGGAUCUAAGCCUCCCCGAAUGGAGCACGUGAAAACCUACCCCAAGGCUGAAGACGAUGUUGUUCUGAUGGACUGGAAAUUCAGUUUCACCCCAACAGAUCAAUCUGACAUGACUUCUCGCCAAAUAAGCAACAAGGUUAACCCGAAAGUUGUUCUUGAAAUCAGAAUUGGCAAAGCCAUGAUCAGCAAGGGUUUGGAUGUGAUUGUGGAAGAUAUGGCUUUUUCUGGUCUCAUGCAGGUCAGAAUCAAGCUCCAGAUACCAUUCCCCCACAUCGAAAAAGUAGAGAUCUGCUUCUUGGAAAAGCCUCACAUCGAUUAUGUCUGCAAACCCCUUGGAGGCGAUACCUUAGGCUUUGAUAUCAAUUUUAUUCCUGGUCUGGAGACCUUCAUCCUGGACCAAAUCCAUGCGAACAUAGGUCCUAUCAUGUAUGCCCCGAAUGUCUUCCCAAUUGAGGUGGCCAAGAUGCUCUCGGGCUCUGCAGUCGACCAAGCAAUUGGUGUUAUGGCUGUAACACUUCACGGUGCACAGGGCCUCAAAAAUCCAGACAAAUUUGCUGGUACUCCUGACCCGUACACUGUGCUAUCGUUCAAUAACGGAACUGCUCUGGCGCAGACGAAGAUCAUCAAAGAGAAUGCGAAUCCUAGAUGGAACGAGACGAUGUAUGUUAUCGUCACAUCGUUUAACGAUGUUCUCACAUUACAAAUCUUCGACUACAAUGAGUAUCGAAAGGACAAGGAGUUGGGUACCGCAACUUUUCCAUUGGAAAGAGUGCAAGAGCUCACGGAGUAUGAAAAUGAGCAGCUUGAGGUUAUGGCCAAUGGCAAGGCUCGUGGAGUUAUCUCGUCUGAUAUUCGCUUUUUCCCCGUUCUCGAGGGUGGGGACCUCCCAGAUGGUAAGAAAGAACCUCCGCCAGAGUCCAAUACCGGAAUUGCACGAAUCACUGUCGAGCAGGCCAAAGACCUGGAUGGCACCAAGAGUCUUAUCGGACAGCUCAGUCCUUACGCCGUUCUACUGCUCAACAAUAAGGAGAUUCACGUCACCAGAAAGCUGAAGAGAACUAACAAUCCAAUCUGGGACAAUGGCUCCAAGGAAGUGCUCAUCACUGAUCGCAAGACUGCCAGGCUCGGUCUUGUAAUCAAAGACGAUAGGGACAUCUCUGCAGACCCCAUCCUCGGCACUUAUCAAGUCAAGCUCGAUGAUAUGCUACGGCUAAUGGAAGAGGGCAAGGAGUGGUACAAUCUCGCCAGUGCGCAAAGCGGACGGGUGAAAAUGACCCUUCAAUGGAAGCCAGUCGCCUUAACUGGUAUUGGUUCUGGGACUGGCGGUUAUGUAACGCCAAUCGGUGUGAUGAGAUUCCAUUUCAAGAAUGCCCAAAAUCUUCGAAAUCUCGAAACACUUGGCAAAUCUGAUCCCUAUGUCCGCGUACUACUCUCGGGCAUCGAAAAGGGCCGUACAGUCACGUUUCAGAAUAAUCUCAAUCCUGACUGGGAUGAAGUUAUUUAUGUGCCGGUCCACAGCACUCGUGAGAAAUUGACACUCGAGGUCAUGGAUCAAGAGACUAUCAAUAGCGAUCGGAGUCUGGGUUCGGUAGAGGUCAUUGCGGCGGACUACAUAUCGCAGGCCGAGAACGGCGAGUAUCUUGUUCAUGACACCAAGACCCUUCUAACAGCUGGGCUUCGUAUGCAUGGAAAGGGUUCACCGAAGGGUACCCUCAACUAUACAGCCUCGUUCUACCCUCUCUUAAACAUCGCAGAUCCAGAGGAGGACGAAGAAGAAGAAGCAGCUGAGACGAAAAAGUCAUCCGAGAGAGGGCGCAUAUCUGUCGAGUCGAAUAAGUCUUCUGAUACCAAAGAUGCUGUCGUAACAGCAAAUGAUAAGAUCAACGGUUCUGCCGAAGUUGAUGCAUCACUUGCCAAAACCCUAGCGGAGGGCGAAAAGGAGCAAGAAGAGACAAAAGACACAGAAGAGAAGAAAUUAGCUAAGAUCCGACUCAGCCCAGAGGAGCUCAUGAAAUAUGAGUCCGGUCUCAUUAUUUUCAAGAUUCUCGAUGUCGACCUUACCCACAGUAAUGUUCAUGUUGAGGUGGUGAUCGACGAUAUGGCCUUCCCCUCAUAUUCUUCAUCGACAGUCCGAAGUAAGAAAACAAGUGUGGAUGAAAUUGGGGAUUGUUUCGUCCGAGAGCUUGAGUUCUCGAAGAUCACACUACGCAUUCGAGAAAAGGGAGCAAGCAAGGGUGAUGAGAAAAAGGAUAAUACCCUUGCCAAAUUGACUGGAAACACCAUGGAUACUCUCAAGCAAUGCCUGAACAAUCCUACUAUUCUCAAACUCAAGGAUGAUGAAGGCCGGACAAACAGUGUCAAGGUCAGCCUGAAGUAUAUCCCUGUCAAGAUGACACUCGACCCGAGUGAAAGUAUCAACAAUAUGGGCAAACUUCGAGUUGAUGUUCUUGAUGCUUCAGACCUUCCAUCCGCAGACCGAAAUGGUUAUAGUGAUCCUUACUGCAAAUUCGAACUAAAUGGCAAAGAGGUGUUCAAGACCAAAGUUCAGAAAAAGACGCUACAGCCUGCGUGGAACGAAUUCUUCGAAUUGGACAUUGCUUCGAGAACAGCUGCGAAGUUCGUUUGCAGAGUCUACGAUUGGGAUUUUGGCGAUAAGGCAGACUUCCUGGGUGCAGCAGACAUAAAUCUCGAUCUACUCGACCCUUUCAGAGCUCAUGAAUAUAACUUAGUUCUAGACGGUAAAUCUGGAUCUGUGAGAUUGCGACUUCUUUUCAGACCAGACUAUGUCACGCGUUCUCGCCAAGGAUCGUCAACAUUUUCAGGCACCUUUGCAACUCCUGGCAAAAUUGUCACUGGUGUUGCAGGUGCGCCAAUAAAAGGAGUUGGUUUUGCGGCUCAUGGUGUUGGUAAAGGUGCCUCUUUCAUCAGACACGGGUUUAAAUCUAAGAAGAAGGGUGAGGGAGAGACAAAUGGUUCCGAAAUGGAAGCAGAAGAUAACGAUUACGCCGCUGGGGGAAGUUUCAGUGCUCCAAGACGAGCCAGUGGGCUUCCCACGUCCGAUAUCCCACCUCCCAUCACACCUCCAGGAUCCUCUCUCGGAACUCCUCACACUCGGACAAAAAGCUUUGGGGCAUCUUCAAUGCACAGCACCGCGUUUGGGACACCAGGCGCAUCAACUGGAACUGCUGCCUUUACCAUCCUCUCUGCUUCCGGCUAUCCUCCAUCCUCCGCCGUAAUGGUCUACAUAAAGCAACUCGGCCCCAAGACCAAAAUACUUCACAAGACAGACCACAUCAAAUCACCCUCAGGAACCGUAACAUUCAACGAGAAGAAAGAGAGUUUCAAGUGUGCUUGUUCAGCAGACACGCAAUUCCAGAUACAAGUUAAGGGCCACAACACAUUCGGCAGUGACGAUGAUCUCGGAGAAAGCCUCUUCUUCGUCGACGAGUCUGGUAGUGGUCAGGAGAAGCAGAUUAAGGCCGGCAGCGGCUACAUUGUCGUCAAGAGCAAUUUUAUUCUUGCAGAGCAGAACGGGAUCGACAGUCCGAAAACGGGGUUCCGUAAGAGUCUGCUGAGCAAGAAGGAGAAUGGCAGGACGAGUAGGGACAUUACUCCUACUCCCUCUUGA